Messenger RNA from Salvia hispanica, 1746 nucleotides. The record is from RefSeq and is a predicted model, not a curated record. NCBI's taxonomy places the organism in Eukaryota, Viridiplantae, Streptophyta, Magnoliopsida, Lamiales, Lamiaceae.
AUGUUUUAUAAAGAAGAAUCAAGUCAUAUUCAGGAACAAGUGGCCAAGCAUUUGCGAACAUUACUCUUGGAAGGUGAAACUUGUGGUACCUUGUUCUCAAAUUUCAAAUGUUUGCACAGUCUAACUCUCACCAGUGAAUGCUAUACAAAGUUUCCUGAUUCAAUUAGGGAAUUGAUACAUUUGAGAUAUCUUAAUAUAUCCAGUACAAGAAUUGAAAAUCUGCCAGAGUGGAUUGGUGAACUCCAUCACUUGCAAACACUAAGAACAAACAGGUUUAUUGUAUCAGAUAGACUGCCAAGUUCCAUUAAGUACUUGAUUAACUUAAGGCAUCUUUAUCUACGGUCGGGUAAAGAGAUUGGAAAAUUAACAAGUCUGCAAACAUUACAGAAGUUUGAAGUGGGCACAGAGAAGGGCUACAAAAUUGAAGAGCUUGAAAGUUUGAAUAAUCUCAAAGGAACACUAAAGAUUAAGCAUCUUGAAAGGGUGUGUGACAAGGAAGAAGCUAUGAAAGCAAAUGUGUUGUUGAAGUCAAACAUAUCAAAUUUAGCGUUGAAAUGGGAUGAGGAUAGUGACAAUGAGAGAAAUGAUAAGAGUGUGUUGGAAGGCCUCCAACCUCAUGCAAAUCUGAAGAUAUUGAAGAUUAAAGGAUUCAAAGGCAAAACAUUUCCAACAUGGUGCAAGAAGAUGGCAGUAUGGGAUGGGUCUCAAUGCUCUUGGGUACCACUUGAUAACUUGAUUGAGAUAACACUUAUGGGGUGCUUAGAAUGUGAGGAAAUCCCAAUGCUGGAGCACUUGCCUAAUCUCAAAACUCUUUUUUUGGUGGAUUUGAAGAAGCUGAACUUCAUAAAUUCGCCUUCAUUCAAAAAUUUAAAAACUCUGAUAAUAUACAAUUUAGAGGGAUUACAAUGUCUGCCAGAAUUGUUAUUCUAUAACAAUCAAAGUCUCUCAAAUUUAUGGAUUGUAAAGUGCCAUGUGUUGAGUGAAUUGCCAUAUGGGCUGGACACCCUCGAUUCUCUAAAAGAGUUGAUCCUCGAGGACUGUCCAAAUCUGAAGGCGAUUGGGAAUCUAAGUCACGGAGCAAAAAAAUAUCAAGGAAUCCUCCGUGAGCUAAAAAUUGUAGGGUGCAGAGAGCUGGUGCAAUUUCCAUGUCAAAUUCUGGAGUCGUCUGCACCCACAAUUGAGGUACUCAUAUUGAAAGGAUUAAGGAGCCUAAAGAAUCUACCAAUGCUAAUUGACUGCUUCGUUAAAUCAUAUCCUUGUCUCAAAGAUUUGACAAUCAAAGGUGUUCCUAAUAUCAUGACUAUCAAGUGUUCUAGUUCUCGAUGGUUGAAGGAACUGGAAAUAGAUGCGAGUGUGAAGUGGUGUAGGGAGACUAGUCUCAGCAUUAUAGAGACUGUGGAUCGCAUAUUGCAAGGAUGUUGCAAUUCAUUUACUCACUUAUACUUGAAAGGGGUUGAAAAUUGGGAUUGGCUGCCUCAAUCAAUUCAACAUCUCACUACUCUUGAUACAUUGGAGUUAGAAAAUAUAGGGGUCGAAGAAUUGCCCCAGUGGCUGGGGAACCAGUCUUCUCUAAGGAAAUUAUGCCUACUUGGUUGUUACAGGUUGAGGUGUCUGCCCUCUGUGGCUGCAUUUAAGCGUCUCACUGAAUUAGACUUGUUACAAAUUACUGAUUGCCCGGAACUACACAUUGAUUCGGAGUGGCACACCCUACCCAAUCUGAAAAUCAGUGAUGGAUCAAUGACGUAG